AUGGAUAUCAAAAAAAUUCUUAUUGAUUAUAAUUCAGUUGAAACUUAUAAAAACAACUUUGUACUUAGUAGUGAUGAUGAUAAAGAAAAUUCAGAUAAACAGAUUUUAAAUCAUUUGUGUAAUAUACUUGAAGAG
This is a messenger RNA of Cetraspora pellucida, 135 nucleotides long. Lineage: Eukaryota; Fungi; Glomeromycota; Glomeromycetes; Diversisporales; Gigasporaceae. The record is from the annotation of a GenBank genome assembly.